AUGGCAUGGAUCGCCGCGUUGGCGGUGAACCGUUUGGAACAUCGGUUCGAGAUCCGCUCCUCGACCAUCAUCUUCUUGUUCUACCUCACAUCGAUCGCAGCAACCAGCAUUAUCCUUCACACCCACUACGACCUACAACAUAACACCACCGCGACAACAAUCCAACUCUUGCCCUUGAUCCUCGCCUUCUUUGCUCAACUAGUCGGAUUCACGGUCGAGGCAUGGCCCAGAGGAUCAACUAGAGUCCAACUGCUCAGUGGCGCACCUGAGUACGACAAAGCCAACAUCUUUUCGCGCCUGGUCAUUCACUUCUUCCAGCCCGUCGUCAGUAUCGGAAUCCGACGGACCCUGACUGCCGACGACACAGCCAACUUGCUCUCGGCGGGAUCGAGGACACAGCCAGGAUACAAGAAGCUUUCGGCUCAAUGGGAUGGAGCACUUCAAAAGCGCGCUCGGAACCCGCGCGACCAGCGACCGCCUUCUUUGUUCUGGACUGUGAUGAGGACCCAACUCGUCGCGAUGCUUCCCAUCCUCUUUUGCAGGAUUGUAAUCGCGCUGUUGUCCUACGCGUUACCAGUUCUCCUGAGUCUGCUGUUGGAUUAUCUGCAGAAUUAUGAGACCAAACCUCAGUCGUACGGGAUAUUUUUGGCCUGCAGCAUGUUCCUGGUUGCCCUCUUCGUUGCCCUUCUCUAUACCUACAACCGGUACCUGAUGUUCCUGGUCAAUGUCGAGACCAAGGCGGCGCUAAUCUCGAUGAUCUACCGCAAGUCUCUCAGGCUCUCGCCGGGAUCAAGGAUGAGGUCGACGACGGGUGAGAUCACCAACCACAUGGCCGUCGAUGCAGAGCAAUGGAACGAGGGUAUGGUGUUCUUAUCGAGCUGGGUUUCAAUUCCACUAGAGAUCGGGAUCGCUUUGUUCUUGUUGUACCGAUUCUUGGGUUGGUCGAUGAUUGCAGGAUUCCUUGGGAUGGUCUUUUUGCUGCCCUUGCAAGGAUUACAGGCCAGGGUUUUCGAAUCGAUGCAGGCCCGGAAACUGGCGGCGAUGGAUCAGCGUAUUCGACUGACGACCGAGGUUCUGGCCGGGAUCAAGAUUGUCAAGAUCUACGGAUGGGAGUCGGCAUUCUUGCAGCGGAUUCUGUCGACCAGGAACCAGGAACUAGCAGCCCUAAAGAUGAUUGGAAUUCUGCAGGCGUUCAUGUCGAUCAUCUUUAUAUCGUCGUCAUUAAUUAUCAGUCUGGUUACCUUUGGCGUCUUUGCACUCUGGGGAGGACCUAAUUUCACGCGGGGAACCUUGACGCCGCAGGUUGUCUUUGUCAGCAUGACCUUGUUUGCGAUGCUCAGGAGCCCGAUUUCCAGUCUGUCAGAGGCGACUACAUCUACCAUCAGUCUUAUUGUCGGCACCAGGCGUGUUCAGGAAUUCUUAUUAAGGGAGGAGAUUCGGGAGGAGGAUGUCAUUCGAUUCAGGAACGUGCCAAAGAACCCUCAGGAACCUGUCAUCCUCAUGAAGGACGCGUCGUUCACUUGGUCCGACCCCGCAUCACCAUCGCUGACGGAAACCACAGUCGAGAACGAAGAACGUCAGCCCCUGAUCUCUUCUGAAGGUGAAGCAGCGACCUUGGAGACACAUGCGACUCUGGAAUCGAUCGACUUGUCCAUCCGGAACGGCAGCCUGACUGCCAUUGUCGGGCGAGUCGGACAAGGAAAAUCAUCCCUUCUGAGCGCCAUCAUCGGAGAGAUGUACAAAUUGCAGGGACGGAUUCAAGUAUCUGGUCGGAUCGCCUAUGUCCCACAACAGAGCUGGAUCAUGAACGCGACCCUACGGGACAACAUCCUCUUUGGAAACGAAUAUGAUCAGGAACGGUACCAACAUAUCCUCUUUGCCUGCGGUCUCGAACCAGACCUUGCGAUCCUUCCAGCAGGAGAUAUGACUGAGAUUGGGGAGCGCGGGAUCAACCUGUCAGGAGGCCAGAAGCAGCGUAUCUCGCUCGCGCGAGCGGCAUACGACAACGCGGAUAUCUACCUGCUGGACGACCCCUUGAGCGCCGUCGAUGCACAUGUCGAUCGGCAUUUGUGGGAUCAUCUCUUGGGACCGACUGGUUUGCUCCGCAACAAGGCGCGCGUCUUGGUGACCCAUGGAAUCCAACAUCUGCGGGAAAUUGACUGGAUAGUGAUGCUGAAGGAUGGAUUGGUUGUGGAACAGGGGAACUACCAGGAGCUGAUGAAGGACAAGAAGAUGUUUUACCAGCUCAUCAAGGAGUAUGCCACAGCCCGUCGACCAUCUCUCUCGAGCAGGAGAAAAUCAUCAGCAGCCAUACUUCUCCCACGGGAGUCCUCGCCGGUUACUGGAGAGCUCAACCCAGGAAAUAGUUCCAUCAAUACCGACCUCAACAACACACUGCUGGCCCCUAACGUCCACGAGAGCGACUCUAUGAGCUUUACGUUGUCAGAGGCUACGGAUAGCAGUGACCAAGAAGCGGAUGAAACUGCUACCACGAACCCUGAACCCGCCAGUCCUAUAACGGCCGUGAAUGACGACACCAAGAAGGACACCAAGGCAGAACUCAUUGCCGCCGAGAAGAUGAUGGAGGGUCAGGUGGACGCCAACAUUUUUCUUGUCUACAUGAAGGCAUUGCGCUACAGGAACGCGGUGAUAAUGUGGAUCCUCUUCAUCCUUGCGCAGAUCUGUCUUGUAAGCACCAGUCUGUGGCUCAAAUACUGGAUCAAACGGACCGAAGAGUCUCAAAAUCUCAUCAAAAACAACAAUGGCGACAACGGCACCCCGACGGCAGAACCUCCAUCAGUAGGUCUCUUCUUGGGCGUCUACGCACUCCUGACAUUCUUCUACGUCCUCCUCUACGUGGUCGUCUCCUACCUCACCUUUGCCCAUGCCCGCAUCCGCGCCUCAGAACUCCUCCACCGAGACUUUCUCACAAAGAUCAUGCACCUUCCCAUGUCCUUCUUUGACACGACCCCACUUGGUCGAGUGCUCAACCGAUUCUCAUCCGAUUUCGCGUCCAUCGAUGAUCGCCUCCCCAACAAGUUCUUUGACGCCAAUUAUUUCUUGGUCACGGUCGCAGGGACGUUCAUGUUGAUCAUUUAUACGGCGCCGCAGUUCUUGAUAGUCUUGCCGGUGUUGGUGGCGGCUUAUUAUGGGAUUCAGGUGUGCUUCUUGAGGAUCUCGCAGGUUGUGACGAGGAUGUACUCGGUUUCGAAAUCGCCAGUUUAUCAGCAUUUUAACGAGUCCUUGAAUGGCGUGUCGACGAUUCGGGCUAUGGCCGUUCAGGAGAGGUUUAUCGAGGCGAAUGGGGCGAGAAUGGAUCGGAUGGCGAAUAGUUUCAUGGGUACCAUGACAUCGAAACGGUGGGUCGAGGUGCAAUUGAGGUUGUUGAGUACCUUUGUGCUCUUGUUUGCAGCGCUGUUUGCGGUUUUGGGACGCGAGAGGUUGGAUCCUAGUCUUGUCGGGUUGACGAUUAGUUUUGCAAUGUCGAUUACUGAGGAGAUUACUAGUCUUGUCCGCAUUGGAUGCGACUUUCAGAACCAUUUGGUGGCGGUGGAGAGGGUGAUCGAAUACACGGAUUUGAAGACAGAAGCACCCGAACACACCAACGUCGUCCUACCACCCAACUGGCCCAGCCAGGGCCACAUCCGAUUCAAGAACUAUUCCACACGAUACCGUGAUGGUCUGGAUCUGGUCCUCAAGAAUAUCUCGCUUGAAAUCUUGCCUGCACAAAAGAUUGGAAUUGUCGGCAGGACUGGUGCGGGCAAGUCGUCGUUGACGCUUGCGCUGUUCCGGAUCAUCGAGGCAGCUUCUUCUUUGUCUUCUCCACUUGGCCAGAACGGCGACGUGGUUGAUAUGAGAGAAGAACCAAACGAAAGGGAAGAAGAAGAUGGAGGGUCGAUUGAGAUUGACGGGAUCGACAUCUCAACCAUCGGCCUAGAAGACCUCCGAAAACACCUCGCCAUCAUCCCGCAGGACCCAGUCCUGUUUGCAGGAACAAUCCGCGAAAACCUCGACCCCUUCCACUCCCUCCCAGACAACCUCCUCUGGGAAUCCCUCGACCGGUCCCACCUAAAACCUCUCAUCUCCUCACUCCCCGGUCAACUCUCCUUCGUCGUCUCCCAGAACGGCGAGAAUUUCUCAGUAGGCCAACGGUCCCUCAUCUGUCUCGCCCGUGCCCUCCUCCGGAAAUCGAGGGUUUUGAUCUUGGAUGAAGCGACGGCGGCAGUGGAUGUGGAGACAGACGAGUUGAUUCAGAAGACGAUCCGGGAGGAGUUUAGGGAUAGGACCGUGCUGACGAUUGCACAUCGGAUCAAGACUGUGAUGGAUUCGGAUAGGAUUCUGGUGUUGGGGAAGGGGAGGGUGGAGGAGUUUGAGAGGCCCGAAGUGUUGUUGGCGAGGAAGGAGGAGAGUUUGUUUUAUAGGCUUGCUGAGCAGGCUGGUGAGAUCUGA
Messenger RNA from Linnemannia hyalina, 4449 nucleotides. Lineage: Eukaryota; Fungi; Mortierellomycota; Mortierellomycetes; Mortierellales; Mortierellaceae. The record is from the annotation of a GenBank genome assembly.